AAUGUCAUUAAUAGAUUAUAUAGAGGAUGAUUAAACAUACUAAUUUACAUAGUAUAUGAAUCUAAUAAAGGUAUUCUAAUAAUUCAUUCUAUUAGACUGAUGAAGACAAAAACCUUUUUGAUAGAUUUGCAUAUGGAGUUUGUGAUCCAUAAAUCAAAUAUAAAAAUGAGAAAUAAUAAAAGAAAAUGAUUAUACUUACUAUACUACAAUUGUGUUAAAGGUAAAUAAUAAUAAUAAUAAUAUAGAAAUAAAUGUGUGACUUUUGAUAAAAUUUAAUAAGCAUGUUAUAUAAAUUCACGAAUUGAGAUUGAAUAAUUAUUAAUUGAUCUAAUUUAAAGAGAAUUAAUAAUUGGUUCAAUUGAUGAUUACAAAGGAUGUUUAAAUAUCUAAAGAUGUAUAAGUAGAGAUGUUAGAAAAUCUGAUAUUCCAGAAAUGAAGAAUUAAAUUGAAAUCAUGUAUUAGAGAGUUAAACAUUUGAAAGAAUAGUUAAAAAAAUAAUGAA
Paramecium pentaurelia is the source of this 502-nucleotide messenger RNA. Lineage: Eukaryota; Ciliophora; Oligohymenophorea; Peniculida; Parameciidae. The record is from the annotation of a GenBank genome assembly.